This is a messenger RNA of Dreissena polymorpha, 5319 nucleotides long. RefSeq names its product SH3 and PX domain-containing protein 2A-like. The transcript has 11 exons. Lineage: Eukaryota; Metazoa; Mollusca; Bivalvia; Myida; Dreissenidae. Bases 381 to 3737 code for a protein of 1118 amino acids. Gene Ontology annotation, molecular function: phosphatidylinositol binding; protein binding. The record is from RefSeq and is a predicted model, not a curated record.
CCAUCAGCAUCCUCUUUAAUGUCACUCUGAUAUGUAUCAUAUCAAAGAGCCUCUUACUUGAUGAUAUUUAUUGUUUCAUGAUGAUGUAUGGUGGUAAUGUGAACAAACAUUGCCCCUGGUCAUGUGAACUUAUCUAACUUCAUAUUGUGUGGAAAUAAUACAAUACGCUGAAAUUGAAAAGUGAAUGCAGAUACUUCGCAUACCAUAUCUGCAGUUGUGUUGUUGGAUAAGACAAAAUUACCUUAUGAAUUUGUGCACUUUUAUCAAGUUGUAUGUGUGAAAUUGCAAGAUGCAAUGGUGGUGAUGUUUAAGACUUGUUUCUAUAGUAAAGUACCGUUUAGUGAAGCUUAUUCUAGACAUUACAUACAGAAUGGGAUGAGAUGUUAGGACUUAAAGAAAGCAGUGCUCUCGCUGGUGGAUUUAUAAUGUCCCAGUUCCGUAGGAGUUUGAAGGCCUUGGUAAAGUACCUACCCAGCGGAAUACCUCUGACUACCAGACGCAAGCAGUCCGUAAAGGCCCAGAAGAUCAGCAAUCCAAAGCCUGUGGAGGUGUACUUGGCCACAAGUGAAUACCGGAGACAAGAGAAAGGGGAGGUCAGCCUGCAGGUCGGCAUGGAGGUGGAGGUCGUCGAGAAAACUCUCACAGGUUGGUGGUUCGUGAACGUGGAUGAUGAGCAGGGCUGGGUACCUAGCACGUGUCUUGCACGCGGGGAUGGGGUCAAGGAAGACACCACUGAGAGACUGCCCCCAGGCCAAGAGGAGCAGUAUCUGUGUACAGAAGAGUUCAAGGCCCAGAGCGCAGAUGAGCUGUCCAUGGAGAGAGGGGCUGUUGUUGAUGUGGUGGAGAAAAAUUUUGAGGGAUGGUGGAUUGUUCGAUAUGGGGGUCAAGAGGGUUACGUGCCGGCCACCUACCUGAUCAAGGCGGAGUCAUUCAAGGUACAUCGCAAGGGUGGAUCCCUACACAGGCCUGGUAAGGGAGGCUCAACACCACAGACCACCCAGGGGCCUCAGAGUUCAACACCACAGCUCACCCAGGGACCUCAGAUUGUGAAGUCACUGCAUGAGAUCAGUGACCUGCUCAAGGGUGACAGACCUCCCUCCUCCAUUAUUAGCUCUACACUGGCCCCGGCAACCACAGACCAGGACCCUACGGAGGAGUACAUCUACCAUGACGACACCUUUGAUGACGAUUAUGCUGUCCCUGAUGAGGACAAGAUCUACACCAUACAGGAGCUGAGCCAGAUACUGAAGGAUGACCGGCGUGGGUCGGCCCAGACGGAGGAGGUGUAUGAGAGCAUCAGGAACCUCAAGUCACGCUCCCUGCAGAGAUGUGGCUCCUCACGACCGCCUCCCAGACCUGCCAACGGGCCGAGCCCAGGCGGGGUGUACCCAAAGAGUGAGAGACCAGUGUUGAAGAGACAGCCCACAGAGCUGAGAGAGUACAUCACGGUAGCCCCCUUCUCAGACCCUGUAGGUGACGGCAUCAGCUUUGAACAGGGGCAGAUUGUAAAGGUGCUUGAGAAGAGUGAGAAUGGUUGGUGGUUCAUCAGUAUCGAGGGGACUGAGGGCUGGGCACCGGCCACAUACAUUGAGGAGGUCACACCCAUCACUGACAAACCACGGGCUCCUUCACCCGCACGCAAUAUCCAGGAGUCCAACAGCCUGCCGGCAGAGAGUGCUGCCGACCAAGACCCAUCUUCCCGGCGCCUGUCUGCAGUGGAAACUCUGGGGGGCCUAGCCAAUGCCCUCAAGUCUAAAAUACAGAGCAAGGGUAACAAGUCCCCACCCACUCCUCCAAAGAAAGACUUCCUUAAUGUGGAGUCGGAUAGCCAGCCUAGUCCGGGCAGAGUGAAACCUCAACCAGUCCUGCCUGUAGUCUCCAAGGCCACCAAGAUAGUGCUGAUAUCUCCUUCUGAGAGACCAGUGUCAUCCAUAUCUGGUAAACCUGGAGUCAAGAGCCUUCCGGACCGAAGCAUUUCUCCUACUGAGAGACCAGUGUCGUCCAUAUCCGGUAAACUUGUUAUCAAGAGUCAUCCGGACCGGAGCAUGCAGCCUCCACCGCCCCCUCCUCCAGUAAAGCACACAUCAGAGCAAAAACCUGUACCAGUACCUCCAGCUAAACCACAGUCCAAUUUGUCUUCCCCGCCGCAAAAAGACUGUGCCCCAACAAACGCACAAGUAUCCUCCAACAGAGAUCAGAAAGUGGCCACCCUGGCCGCACCCUCAAGGCAAGCCUUAGGGGUAAAACCAGCCCCUCCCCCAGCAGAGCGGAAACCACAGGUAGAAGAAAAAUCAGCAGGUGUGAAACCACCUCUGCCUGCCAAAAUGAAACCACAUGGAGAAGACAAAACAGCAGGUUUGAAACCAUCUUUACCUAUAAAUAAACCGGUUUUAGAAGUGGCAAGACAAUCUGCAGCAAUUCAAGAUAGUGGAGUUGGGAGGAAAUCUGGCCUGUCCCGAGACAGCGAUAGUGUGGUAGACCAGGCGCAAAUUAACUUUUCCCAGUUAGCAGAUGCUUUAAAAGCAAAGCUUGAAACCAAAAGAGAAUCUGUAGGGCAAGAUACUUCAGUAAAACCAACUCCUCCUGUUCUGACUAAAAAGCCUCCUGGAUUUGGGGUGAAAUCUUCUGAAUUUGGGACUAAAACUCCAAUAUCAAAGUCAAACAUACAAAUCAGUAGAAGUUGUGAAAAUUUGGUUGAAAAUGAAGUGUCAUCCGCAUCAGAAAACGAUCUGGCAAAUGUUCUAAAGGCAAGGUUUGAGAAACGCCAACAAGCUGGUGAUGUUUCUGCAUCUAAUCCUCUACCUGACCCAAACAAUACUAAAGACAUUUCACCAGCAAAGGCAGUACUAAAACCAACCAGCAAACCAGCUCGGCCUAUCACCCCUCCAACUCCAAAAAAAGGGGACGCUAUGGAGAGACCCAGACCUGGGAUCCCUGCAGGGAAAAAGACAUACGACCCACAGAAGUAUUCAACCCGACCACUUCCCCCUUCACCCAAUGCCCCAGUACUGGAAUCCAGUAAGCCACGCCCUUCAGUACCCUUGAAACCUGCGUCCAAACCUCUUUUGAACGUGUCAAGCGAGACAGCAUCAGAAAAUGAGGGAAAAGUGGGAUCGUAUUUUCUGAAUGCCCUCAAAAAUAGACUGGGGGAACAGAACAAUUAUAUCACACCAACUGAACAUGUAAGCAAUGCACAAACAGUUGAGACACCAAAAAUUGAGGUGUCAGAUGUUCGGAAUAAUAAUUCUGUGGUGAAACGAGACUCCAAGGAGUUGACUUACAUGGCGAUUGCCAACUAUGAUGGGUCUAGCCCUGGAGAAAUGCAGCUGGUUGUGGGCGAACAUUAUGAGCUGUUAGACACGUCCAAUGGUUGGUGGUUAGUGUCAAGCAGGGGGAGCGAAGGCUGGGCGCCAGAGACCUACCUGGAGCCGGUUGCGUCUGCUGUGACGUCUGUACAAAAUGUGGGAAACAAAGGACAAGCAAUCGAUGGGGGUCGCCUUACGUCUGUACAAAAUGUGGGAAACAAAGAACAAUCAAUGGAAGAGGAUGGCUGCUCUGUGAAAGGGAAAAAAGAGUUGAGGAUUUGCUCCGAUUUUCAGGCAGAGAAUGAUGGAGAACUGAGUGUGUUUAGUGGGGAGGUUGUGCAGAUCAUGGAGGACGCAGACAACGGAUGGUGUUUCGUGCAGACGGCAAACGGGGACGGCUGGGUGCCGACGGCAUACAUCACCAGCGAAUGAAGGGUACCAGCCUAAAUAUAUGUGUGUGUGUGAAGGAGUGUAACCAGACAGUAUGGGACGGAUGCAAUAUACCAAGAAUCAUGAAUGUAAAGGUAAUAAAUUGUGGAAUUAUCUUUAAGUCGGUCUCCGCACUAAUAGAAAAUCGAGAUCUGUAUAUGGAAAUUGCAUUUUUGUUAUGGCUUUCAAAUAUGUUUAAACCUAUUUUUGUAUAUUGUUUUAUAAUUAAUUUAACAAUCACUAUUUUUAUGUUGUACUUUAAUUGUAUGAUAUAUUAAUCCUUGCAAUAAAGACUUCAAUGCUUUUGUAGCGUCCCAUUUUUGUAUAUUGUGUUCAGACAUUCCAUAUUCUAUUAGUCAAACAUUGGAUAUCGAUCCUUACAUUAUUAAAAGUCCAAUUGAAAGUACCUGAAUGUUAAAAUGUGUUGUUUAAUUUAAAAUUAGUAUAGUUUAGUUUUUCAAUACACUUUAUCAGAUGUUUAGUUUUAUUUAACAGGUUCUGCUUUAUUUUGUAUGAUAAUGCCAAAAAAUGUUCAUUUAUUAUGCCUCCCUUCGAAGAAGAGGGGGUAUAUUGCUUUGCUCAUGUCGGUCUGUCGGUUGGUCUGUCGGUCAGUCCGUCCACCAGGUGGUUGUCAGACGAUAACUCAAGAACGCUAAGGCCUAGGAUCAUGAAACUUCAUAGGUACAUUGAUCAUGACUCACAGAUGACCCCUAUUGAUUUUGAGGUCACUAGGUCAAAGGUCAAGGUCACUGUGACCCGAAAUAGUAAAAUGGUUUCCGGAUGAUUAUUCAAGAACGCUUAUGCCUAGGAUCAUGAAACUUCAUGGGUAGAUUGAUCAUGACUAGCAGAUGACCCCAAUUGAUUUUGAGGUCACUAGGUCAAAGGUCAAGGUCACGGUUACCCGAAAUAGUAAAAUGGUUUCCGGAUAAUUCAAGAACCCUUAUGCCUAGGAUCAUGAAACUUGAUAGGUAGAUUGAUCAUGACUAGCAGAUGACCCCUAUUGAUUUUCAGGUCACUAGGUCAACGGUCAAGGUCACGGUGACCCGAAAUAGUAAAAUGGUUUCCGGUUGAUAACUCAAGAACGCUUAUGCCUAGGAUCAUGAAACUUCAAAGGUACAUUGAUCAUGACUGGCAGAUGACCCCUAUUGAUUUUCAGGUCACUAGGUCAAAGGUCAAGGUCACAGUGACCCGAAAUAGUAAAAUGGUUUCCUGAUGAUAACUCAGGAAAGCUUAUAGCUAGGAUCAUGAAACUUCAUAGGUACAUUGAUCAUGACUCGCAGAUGACCCCUAUUGAUUUUCAGGUCACUAGAUCAAAGGUCAAGGUCACAGUGGCAAAAAACAUAUUUACAAAAUGGCUGUCACUACAACUUAGAGCCCAUAUGGGGGGCAUGCAUGUUUUACAAACAGCCCUUGUUUACACACUGGUGUUAUGGUUUUAGUACUUGUCAGCCAGUAUAGCAUUAAUACUUUUUUUAAUCUUUACAAACCAGAUAACUUUGUAUUAUUUGGGUGGAUAUUUUUAAAACGCUUAUGUGUUUAGAAUGUGUGUGUUAAUAUACAUGUAUUAAUAAAAUGUUACAGAAUG